AUGAUGUUAUUGCUCAUAUCUCUUAAAUCAGCAACAAUGGAUCACAAGUGCACAUUUGGCACGCGGCCAGCAAUUGACAUUCACAUGCUCAACGAAAUUAUAUUUCGAGAGGUGAAACAUUUCAGGAAUUACAAGAUAUACAGACCUAAUUUUGGAGCUAUUCCGGUAUCCACAAAGUUUUAUGCACGACACGAUCAGAUUCAAGACGAAAGCCCGGAGCAAACUCAACAAGUUGAAAGUUACGGGCAAAGAGUAGCGCAAUCAAGAGCUCAAGGACCGAAAAACAUGUACUCUUCGCCAGCUACUGAAGCAAUGGUUUACGGCUGGUACGAUACUCCACUAGUUCCAUUCAACCGAAACGACAAGCGAUUCUACUUCCCUAAGAGGGAGAGCUCGCACACGAAGGUCGAAAUCAUCAUUCUCAUGUCUAGCCCGCCGGGAGCAAAAUCGAAAGCACCUCCACCACCGGCUCACAAGCAGAAAAACUCAUAA
Molecule: messenger RNA, 492 nt
Organism: Arctia plantaginis
Lineage: Eukaryota; Metazoa; Arthropoda; Insecta; Lepidoptera; Erebidae
Source: the annotation of a GenBank genome assembly